Astrephomene gubernaculifera is the source of this 556-nucleotide messenger RNA. NCBI's taxonomy places the organism in Eukaryota, Viridiplantae, Chlorophyta, Chlorophyceae, Chlamydomonadales, Astrephomenaceae. The record is from the annotation of a GenBank genome assembly.
CAGACCUUCCACCUGCCCACAAACUACAGAUCCCUCCCGCCCAUCGUCAAGGCCGCUGACGCGGUCAUUUGCGCCGGGGGGCAACCGGCGCUGUAUCAGCCGGCCAUCCCCGCGCGCAGUGACCCACGGGUCGGCGACGCAACCAUCCAAAUAGACAGCUAUGACGACUCAGACGAGGAGGCGGAAGCGCUUGCAAUGCAAAUCAAGAACUGGAUGCGGGAGGACAAGGCACGCGGGGGAGAGCAGCCGAAGCUUCGGUUGUCCCAGAUUGCCGUACUGUACCGCACCCGAGACAUGUCCCGACCGGUUGAAGAGGCACUGACACGGGCGAAAGUGCCGUUCCGGGUAAUCGGAGGCAUGCCCUUCUGGGAAUACAAGGAAAUCCGAGACGUGGUGGCGUACCUGCAUGUGCUGUUGGAUCCGACCCGCAGCGACGUCUUCCUGGAGCGGAUCAUCAACGAGCCCAAGCGGAGCAUUGGUGGCAAGUUGCUGGAUUCCUUGCGCAGCGCCGCCAGGGCAGCCGGCACCACCCUGGGUGCGCUGCUGCUUGGGGACU